This is a messenger RNA of Cynara cardunculus var. scolymus (artichoke), 1026 nucleotides long. RefSeq lists its product as uncharacterized. The coding region runs from base 64 to 621 and encodes 185 amino acids. Lineage: Eukaryota; Viridiplantae; Streptophyta; Magnoliopsida; Asterales; Asteraceae. The record is from RefSeq and is a predicted model, not a curated record. The transcript is spliced from 2 exons.
UUCUAGAUAAACCCUAACCUGACACAAUCCUUCGAAUUUCUUCAUAGAUUCCUCCGAUCAAAAAUGGGGUUUCAUCUUCUAUCGACGAUCGUAUCAUUGUUCUUCAUCUUAAAACAGUCAUCAUCAUCAUCAUCAUCACCGCCAUCGAUUUACGACGCCCUAAGCUCAAAUGGUCUCCCAAUUGGUCUCCUCCCGAAAGGAAUCACAAACUUCACAAUUGAUCCAUCAACUCAACGAUUCCAAGUGCAUUUGAACAGUUCAUGUAAUACCAAAUUCGAAACCAGGGUUCGAUUCGAUUGGAAUUUCUCUGGAUCUCUUAGCUACGGUCAAAUUUCUAAUCUCUCCGGAAUCGCGACUCAGGAUCUAUUCCUUUGGUUUCCGGUGAAAGGAAUCCAUGUUGAUGUUCCUACGACUGGUAUCAUUUACUUUGAUGUUGGUGUUGUCUAUAAACAAUUUGCUCUUUCUUCGUUUGAGAUACCUCGAGAUUGUACCGAAUUGGAUGAUGAUGGUUCUGGUACUGAAUUAAUCGUACUUACGGAUCAUUCUCGCGUCAUUCAGGACAAAAAUGAAAAGCUUCUGAUGCAACACGGCGAGGGAGAUGAACAGAGGGCUGCUGCAUAACCUCUAGAACAACCAACAUUUCGGUUUCUCGGUGAGUGUUGAAGAGUUUGCGUUCAACUGCUCGAUAAGGUAAUCUAACUUCGAGUUGGGUUUCUUUUAGAACAAUUUAUUUGGUGUCAAAUUUUUUUUCUUUCUGAUUUGUUAGUUUCCCACAUCAGUUUUAGUUACCCUGUUCUUGAAUGAUUAACUUUUGCUGGUAUAAUCAUGUGUUUUGUUGAAGAUUAGGGUCAUGUAGCAUAGUACAUUUGUUUGUUGAUCGAAAAAUAUGGAAUACUAAUGGGUCUUUAGUUCUACGUAUGUACGUAAAUUAACCAAAAAAUAUUUAAUUGAAUGGUUGUAUUAUGAUGCCAAGAUGUUGCGGUAAACCCAUUGUAUAUGCUGAAAUAUAUGUAUGCGUAUCUUUGA